Nerophis lumbriciformis (worm pipefish) is the source of this 3042-nucleotide messenger RNA. Lineage: Eukaryota; Metazoa; Chordata; Actinopteri; Syngnathiformes; Syngnathidae. The record is from RefSeq and is a predicted model, not a curated record.
AUGGAGGUCAAGAAAAAGAAGUUACUGGAAAAUAUUUGUAUGAAAACAAAGCUGAUCAAGCUGAUAAAGCCAGGUAAAAAUGCAGCAGACAAGCAGAAGAAGAAACUGGAAAUCCGGCGCAGUAUAUCCGUACCGGACUUAAGGCCUGAGGAGGACAACGGGCUUGCUGCUAAAAGCGCCUUACCCAAAAUGUCCGAGGCCACAUUUUUUGGCAAUUUACAUUUGAGUGAUAGUGAUUCUAUAGCAAGCAGUUCCAUCGCAGAGAGCUCGAUUUCCUCAGAUAAAGAAAUUAGCUUUAGGGUUCCUGUAGAUCCUUCCACAUUCCACACUCCAUAUCUCAGUGAGGAAGUUAAUAGUGUGCUGCAGUCAAACAUGGAGAAGAAAGAGAACAUAUCCGUCAACUGGCAACCCAAGAGGAAAGGACCUAUUAUUAAUCUCGACCCUCUUCCGAAGCAACGAACCGUUUUUACCAGACCGCAUUCCAGCUCACCAAGACCAGAUUCUCCAAUGAGCACUGAGAGAUCUUGGACAUCCGAGGCCACCCCAGCACUGAUCACUCAAGCGCUGGCCAGAGCCAACUCAAUGGGAGAACAAACGUACGUCAACUCGCACCAGAAGGCUGUGCAUUUCAAGCAGGACCGACCACCAUCAGAAAAAGGCAGCAUGUCAGAACACAGAGAAAACACACCUCUGACAUUGGAUUGUCUUGGUAAACCUGUAGACAGCGCAGAUGGCUGUAGCGAGUACUGUUUGUCCGGGGAGGACCAGGUGGCCAUGCCAUGGUUGACAGACACAGAGGGACUUGACCCGGAUGUUGUGCUUUCCUCCAUCACAAAUGACUGCAGCAUUGAGGAAUCUUCAUUAGAAGGAGUCACUCAGGAUGAAAUUGAGAUGUCCAGUGAACCAUGUGAAUAUUUUGACGAAGUUCUUUCAGAGCAACUAGAAAACACGAUUUUGACAGCAGGUCCAGACGUCCAAGUCCCAGCCCCACUCCAGAGGUACUUGCUUUGCAUCAGCUUGAAACAUGGACAAAACCUGGUCAUCCGAGACAAACGCGGUACGAGUGACCCAUAUGUGAAGUUCAAACUGGAAGGAAAGCAAUUCUACAAGAGCAAAGUGGUUUAUAAAAACUUGAAUCCUAGAUGGAAUGAGUUCUUCUCCUAUCCCCUGAAGGACAGAGAGCAUAUUGUGGAUGUCCGGGUCUAUGAUAAAAAUCUGACUACUGAUGAAUUCAUGGGUUCUAGCACCAUUCCGCUAAAGAAUCUUGAGCUUUACAAGACUUACGAAAUGGAGUUGCCCCUCACUGAUCCUAAAAGCAAAGAAGACGACAUGGGAGUCAUCUGCGUGGAUGUGUGCCUCAUGUUUCGAGAUGCCACCAUCAAACGAAACUGGAAAUGGCCAGCCAAAAAAACUAAGAAGGCUACACAGUACUUGAGCCCGGCCGAGAUGCAGAGGAGUCAUUCCAAGAGCCGCCUGUGGACAGGUGCUCUCGCCAUCACCCUGGUGGAGGGCCAGGAUCUGCCUCAGUAUGGCCACGGAGACAUUUAUGUCCGCUUUCGUCUGGGCGAUCAGAAGUACAAGAGCAAGAACCUCUGCAUUCAACCCAAUCCCCAGUGGAGAGAACGGUUUGACUUCAAUCAGUUUGCAGAUAACCAGGAACCUCUGCAGGUGGAGGUGUUUUCAAAGAGAGGCAGGAAGGGUGAGGAAUCGUGGGGAAUGUUUGAGGUUGACCUAUCCAGACUUGUGCUAAAUGAGCGACAGCUCUACACUCACAUGCUGGAUCCAGGAAAGGGCAGGCUGGUGAUUUUGGUUACCCUGCUACCUUGCUGGGGAGUCUCUGUCUCUGACAUCGAGGCUGCUCCUUUGGAGAAGCCUGACGAGAGGGACUCUGUGGUGGAAAAAUUUAGUUUAAGUAACUCGUAUAAAUGCAUGGGAGAAAUCGGUUUCCUCCAGGUCAAGGUUUUAAAAGCGAAUGAUCUUUCAGCUACGGACCUCAAUGGAAAAAGCAACCCUUAUUGUGUGAUUUCACUGGGAAAUGGCAAUCUUCAAACCCACACCAUCUACAAGACUGUCAAUCCGGAGUGGAACAAAGCACUCACAUUCCCAAUUAAGGACAUUCAUGACGCGGUGGAGUUGACCAUCCUGGAUGAAAAUGGCGACAAAACGCGAAACUUUUUGGGCAAAGUGGCAAUCCCAUUACUGACAGUACAAAAUGAGCAGCAAAUUUGUCUCUACUUGAAAAAAGAAGACUUGAGUGGCCCAGCCAAAGGAACCAUCACUCUUGUGUUAGAGGUUAUAUACAACAACGUUAGAGCUGGGAUUAGGAGUUUCCAACCAAAAGAGGAAAAAUUUACUGAAGAGAAUGUAAAGUUCUCAAAAAAGGUUCUUGCCCACAACAUCUAUCGGGUUCGCAAAAUCAGCACAGCCGUUCUGUACACAUUACAAUACAUUAAGAGCUGUUUCCAAUGGGAGAACACGCUACGGAGCCUCAUCGCUUUUCUGAUCUUCCUAGUGACAGUAUGGCACUGGGAGCUCUUCAUGCUUCCGCUCUUUUUGCUCCUGCUCAUCUGCUGGAACUACUUUCAGCUCUAUGGCAGAAACAGCAACUCAAACCAAGAGCUGGUGAACAUGAACAUGGGUGAGGACGAAGAGGAUGAUGAGAAGGAAUCUGGGAAAAAGGGGUUGAUGGACAAGAUACAUAUGGUUCAAGAAGUUGUGUUGACUGUCCAGAACAUUUUGGAGGAACUCGCAAACAUGGGGGAACGAACAAAGAACUUAUUUAACUGGUCUGUUCCAUUCAUGUCGUGCCUGGCCUGUCUGGUACUCUUUGCAGCCACGUUGCUUUUAUAUUUGAUCCCACUGCGCUACAUCGUGCUCAUAUGGGGUGUUCACAAAUUUACCAAAAAGCUGCGCAACCCAUACGCAAUCGACAAUAAUGAACUGCUGGAUUUUCUCAAGAGGAUGCCAUCUGAUGUUCAGAAGGUGCAGUACAGUGCACUGAGAGCACCCACAAGCCAGAACCUGCCACGCAAGAAGAAGUAA